CCCCGAAGAGCCGCCGCCCGGCCGCUGUGCACGCUGCUGGGAGCUGCGUCCAGGGCCGUCCGGCCCCCGGGAGCACUCCCCACCAUGGCCUCGGCUGAUAGAAAUGGCAGCAGCCUCUCCUCUGUGUCCAGGAGCCGCCUGCAGAGUCGGAAGCCGCCUAAUCUUUCCAUCAAUAUCCCACCACCCGACACUCAGGCCCCCGAUGAGCAGGACAGCAUGCUACCUGAGAGACCCAAGAACCCAGCCUACCUGAAGAGUGUCAGCCUCCAAGAGCCCUGGGGACGAGGGCAGGAUGACACGGAGAAGCGCCCUGGAUUCCGCCGGCAGGCUUCCCUGUCCCAAAGCAUCCGCAAGGGCACGGCCCAGUGGUUCGGGGUCAGCGGUGACUGGGAGGGCAAGCGACAGAACUGGCAGAGGCGCAGUCUGCACCACUGUAGCGUCCGCUAUGGCCGGCUUAAGGCCUCAUGUCAGAGAGACCUGGAGCUGCCCAGCCAAGAGGUGCCGUCCUUCCAGGGCACUGAGUCUCCAAAACCCUGUAAGAUGCCCAAGAUUGUGGACCCACUGGCCCGGGGUCGGGCCUUCCGCCACCCGGAUGAAGUGGACCGGCCCCAUACCACCCACCCACCACUGACUCCAGGGGUCCUGUCCCUCACAUCCUUCACCAGCGUCCGCUCUGGCUACUCCCAUCUACCCCGACGCAAGAGGAUGUCUGUGGCUCAUAUGAGUUUUCAGGCAGCUGCUGCCCUCCUCAAGGGGCGCUCUGUUCUAGAUGCCACUGGGCAGCGGUGCCGAGUGGUCAAGCGCAGCUUUGCCUACCCUAGCUUCCUGGAGGACGAUGCGGUUGAUGGAGCAGACACCUUCGACUCCUCCUUUUUUAGUAAGGAAGAAAUGAGCUCCAUGCCUGAUGAUGUAUUUGAGUCUCCCCCCCUCUCUGCCAGCUACUUCCGAGGGGUCCCGCACUCCGCCUCCCCAGUCACCCCUGAUGGGUUGCAUAUCCCUCUGAAAGAGUACGGCCGAGCCCCAGUCCCCGUGACCCAGCGUGGCAAGCGCAUCGCCUCCAAGGUGAAGCACUUUGCCUUUGACCGGAAGAAACGACACUACGGCCUGGGUGUGGUGGGCAACUGGCUGAACCGCAGCUACCGCCGCAGCAUCAGCAGUACCGUGCAGCGGCAGCUGGAGAGCUUCGACAGCCACCGGCCCUACUUCACCUACUGGCUGACCUUUGUGCACAUCAUCAUCACCCUGUUGGUGACCUGCACCUAUGGCAUUGCACCUGUGGGCUUUGCUCAGCAUGUCACCACUCAGCUAGUGCUGAGGAACAAAGGUGUGUAUGAGAGCGUGAAAUACAUCCAGCAGGAGAACUUCUGGGUCGGCCCCAGCUCGAUUGACCUGAUCCAUCUGGGAGCCAAGUUCUCACCCUGCAUCCGAAAAGACCAACAGAUUGAGCAGCUGGUGCGGCGGGAGCGGGACCAGGAGUGCGAGUCAGGCUGCUGUGUCCAGAAUGACCACUCCGGCUGCAUCCAGACUCAGAAGAAGGACUGUUCAGAGACUUUGGCCACUUUUGUGAAGUGGCAGAAUGAUACUGGACCCCCUAUGGACAAUUCUGAUCUGGGCCAGAGGCGGACAUCAGGGGCUGUAUGCCAUCAGGACCCCAGGACCUGUGAGGAGCCAGCCUCCAGUGGUGCCCAUAUCUGGCCUGAUGACAUCACCAAGUGGCCGAUCUGUACAGAGCAAGCCCAGAGCAACUACACAGGCCUCCCACACAUAGACUGUGAAAUCAAGGGCCGUCCCUGCUGCAUUGGCACCAAGGGCAGCUGUGAGAUCACCACUCGGGAGUACUGUGAGUUCAUGCAUGGCUAUUUCCAUGAGGAGGCAACACUCUGUUCCCAGGUGCACUGCUUAGACAAGGUGUGCGGGCUGCUGCCCUUCCUCAAUCCUGAAGUUCCUGACCAGUUCUAUAGGAUCUGGCUGUCUCUCUUCCUACAUGCUGGUGUGGUGCACUGCCUUGUGUCUGUGGUCUUCCAAAUGACCAUCCUACGGGACCUGGAGAAGCUGGCUGGCUGGCACCGCAUCUCCAUCAUCUUCAUCCUCAGCGGUAUCACAGGCAACUUGGCCAGUGCCAUCUUCCUCCCCUAUCGGGCAGAGGUGGGCCCAGCCGGAUCACAGUUUGGUCUCCUCGCCUGCCUCUUUGUGGAGCUCUUCCAAAGCUGGCAGCUGCUGGAGCGGCCCUGGAAGGCCUUCUUCAACCUGUCGGCCAUCAUGCUCUUCCUCUUCAUCUGUGGCCUCCUGCCCUGGAUAGACAACAUCGCCCACAUCUUCGGCUUCCUCAGCGGGAUGCUGCUGGCCUUUGCCUUCCUGCCCUACAUCACCUUCGGCACCAGUGACAAGUACCGAAAGCGCGCGCUCAUCCUGGUGUCGCUGCUGGUCUUUGCCGGGCUCUUCGCUUCCUUGGUGAUCUGGCUCUACUUCUACCCCAUCGACUGGCCCUGGAUCGAGUACCUCACCUGCUUCCCCUUCACCAGUCGCUUCUGUGAGAAGUACGAGCUGGACCAAGUGCUGCACUGACCCCUGACCCUCCGGGACCAUGCAGAGAUUGUAUCUGCCCCGGGCCACCUGUCUGCAGAGACUAAUGGACAGAUGGGGUGCUGGCCCCAGGUGCUCUUCUGCCAGGUAAGGCUGGCUUCAUGUGAGACACGCAAUAAUGGUGGGUUUCCUAGGGGAGAUGAGGACCCCCCAGCACACACACACACACACACUUUGUCAGCCCUGCAUGCUCCUGACCCACUGGGGACACCUGAUUCUCCAAGGCUCAGGUCCCAGGCUCUGUUUCCCUCCCUACCCCAAAAGGGGUGAUCACCCUUCUUCGCAGGUGCCUUCGUCUGCAGGUGCCUUCUCCCCGCCAUCACUGUGACUAUGACCUCGUCAAACAGCUGUUCCCUCAGUUGUCCAGAGGGAGCAGCUGUCCAGGUUGAGGUCCCCACCAUGCUCCAUAAUCCCUCUUCCUUUUUCUCCUCCCAUCCCUGCCCUACAAGCCCUCCCUGAAUUCCUCCAUGGACUCAUGAGCCUGCUCCUAAGGCUCCUGGCCUGAACAUUGUAGGAGAGGCCUUGCAUGGUCUAGGGGCAGAGACAAACAAGGAGAUAUUACUGCAGGGAUGCUAACAGUCUUUGUUUUAGCAAAGAGGCCAGAUCUGCCUAACCCAUCAGCCCCGGCCAGCUCCAGCACUGGUAUUUGGUCUCAUAGGUUGGCUCUAAUGCCAGGGCAUCCCCACUGCCUCUGCCUCACGCCCACCUGUGUGGGGAUGAGGCUGAGCUACCUUGACCCGAUUCCAGGGGAUGGUUGAGGUUCACUGGGCCUGCUGUAUGGUGUGUUGUUGUUGUUUGUUAUACCAGUUUAUAUUACAGUCCUAAUUUUUGUAAGUAACGCUAACUUUGUAUGGAUGAUGUCUGAGUGUAUUAAAUGGCAUUCUUUAUCAAA
Molecule: messenger RNA, 3475 nt
Organism: Nannospalax galili (Upper Galilee mountains blind mole rat)
Lineage: Eukaryota; Metazoa; Chordata; Mammalia; Rodentia; Spalacidae
Gene: Rhbdf2
Product: rhomboid 5 homolog 2
Exons: 18
Coding region: 85-2565 (826 amino acids)
Biological process (GO): regulation of epidermal growth factor receptor signaling pathway; regulation of protein secretion
Cellular component (GO): endoplasmic reticulum membrane
Molecular function (GO): serine-type endopeptidase activity
Source: RefSeq, a predicted model, not a curated record